UGUAGCCCUCCAUGGGGUAUCUUACCGUAUCUACCGAAAGGGGCCUGUCUUCCCCAGGCGCUAACCCCGUGAACGGACGUGAUUGCACCGUCUGUGGGGUUUUGUGUCCCCGCAUCGUGAGAGAGCUCGGUAAGACGCUACCCCGACUCGGAGCUAGACAACUAGCCGCGCCAUAGAAGAGCAACAUCGAUAUGAAGCUUUGUUGUUGAGUCUGAAGAGCUCGUUUGCGACGGAACUCGAAAACUUGAUGCCAAGGCCCUGGCGCCAACCUCGAUCAUCUCAUCGCCACUGACAUGAGUAUAUAUACGAUGGCAGUUUCCAAGAUGCCUGUGAUGCCGUGUGGGAUGAACGACGACAUUGCUUCUGUGGACCCACUCAACUGAAUCUAAGGAUAACUUUAAGAUGCGCGUCAUUUCCAUCCUCGCCGCCGUCGCGUCGGCUGCUGUCGUAGCCGGCAAUCCUGUAGCCCGCCAAACGUCCAAUUUUGCCGGCUACCUGAUCUCGACCUUCAGCGACGCCAACCCGAAAGUCCAGUUUCACUUGUCGAAUGGCAACAGCGCGUCUAGCUUCAAGUUUCUCAACAAGGGUCAGGCAGUCCUCACGUCGACCGUGGGUACCAAGGCUGUCCGUGAUGUCUACCUGACAACAAACCCCUCGCGAACAGAGUGGUACAUAAUUGCCACUGAUCUUGAUAUCAAUGCUGCUGGCUUCAACUGGGACAAAGCCACGAGAACUGGUAGCAGGGGAAUCGUUGUCUGGAAAUCCACCAACCUCGUCGACUGGUCUGCUCCCACGCUGAGAAUCGCUCAUUGGUACGUCUUCUGGUCCGCCCGACACUACCAGUCCACCGACACGGCCCACACCGGCACCGCAACGCUCGACCGAAUUCGAUACACCACGACAAAGGACUUUGUCACCUUCAGUCCGGCCCGAGACUACCUUGCCUUAGCGGGCACUCCCCUCAUCGACCAGGAGUUCCAGUACUUAGGCACAUCCGGCUCCUAUGCCCGCUUCCUGAAGAACGAGACCACCAACCAAGUCUACCAAGAGGUCACUUCGAACGGCAUCUUUGGCACUUGGAAUCGUAUUCCUGGCUAUGUCAGGAAUGAGAGCCCUCGGGAGGGACCGGCCUCUUACGCCGACAACACCACGCCCGGACUGUACCACCUCCUGCUAGAUGACUACACUCAAUAUGUGCCAUUUCAGACCAGCAAUAUUCAGUCGCCUAACUGGCAGGCUGGUAGCACUUCUGGCUUCCCUUCUGGACUGAAGCAUGGAUCGGUUACGCCCAUUACUCAGGCUGAGUGGAACGCACUGAACUCGAGGUUCCCUGCUUAA
This is a messenger RNA of Colletotrichum scovillei, 1338 nucleotides long. Its product is annotated as glycoside hydrolase family 43. Bases 403 to 1338 code for a protein of 311 amino acids. Lineage: Eukaryota; Fungi; Ascomycota; Sordariomycetes; Glomerellales; Glomerellaceae. The record is from RefSeq and is a predicted model, not a curated record. The transcript has 3 exons.